GCGACGUUUCGCCUUCCUCUUUCUUCCUCCUUUUCUUCCCUGCUACGCAGUUGCUACAGAGCCAAAGUAAAUACGAGUAAACACAAAAUUAGGGUUUCAGAGAUCGAAAAUGGAGGUUACAGAGAACAUCAAAGAUUCCAACAACACUAGCAGUGUCGUCGAUUCCUCUGCGGAUAGUAAUGAUAUCAACAAAGAAAACGAAGAACGCCAGGCGCGGGACCUCAAAGCCGGUUUGCAUCCUCUCAAGCACAAGUAUGUAUUUUGGUACACUCGUCGAACACCUGGAUCACGACAAACAUCAUAUGAGGACAAUAUCAAGCAAAUUGUGGAUUUCAGUACUGUUGAAGGAUUUUGGGUCUGCUAUUGCCACUUGGCUCGCCCUUCUUCUUUGCCGAGUCCAACAGAUUUGCAUCUAUUCAAAGAGGGCAUUCGCCCAUUGUGGGAGGACUCAGCCAACAGCAAGGGUGGUAAGUGGAUAAUACGUUUCAAAAAGGUUGUUUCAGGUCGCUUUUGGGAAGAUCUGGUUCUUGCCUUAGUAGGUGAUCAGCUUGAUUAUGGAGAUAACAUAUGUGGUGCAGUGUUGAGUAUCCGUUUCAAUGAGGACAUAUUAAGUGUGUGGAAUCGAGAUGCAUCUGAUCAUCAGGCUGUGAUGGCCCUUAGAGAUUCAAUUAAAAGGCACUUAAAGCUCCCACACAGCUAUGUUAUGGAAUACAAGCCUCAUGAUGCUUCUCUGCGUGAUAAUUCAUCAUAUAGAAACACAUGGUUGAGAGGGUAGAGAUCUCUGAGAUGCUCUGAUUACCUAAUAAGAUCAUUAGCAUCUCAGAAACCGUUGCUCUAGAUCACUGCUUCAUCAGAAGUUCUUUCUCUGAUCAAAUUCGUUAAUCCUGCAUGAUGAAAUGAGAACCAUGUGAGUGUUGUAGGUAAAAAUCCUUCAGAUAGAACAUUAACACUACCAUCUGAUGAUUCUAAGUUGAAGGUAACAAUGCUUUUAUUUUAUAAAUGAAAUACUGUUACUUUCCUUGGAUUAGGAUAUUAUUUCUCAUUAACGAGUUGAUAUGCAAGAAAGCUGUGGAAAUUCAUACCCAUGGUUUCGAUUCAGCACAAUUUGCUAAAACUUCAUGUCAUCCUUGUUUUGAGUUCUUCGCGUGUUGAAAACUGCCACCCCUAAUGCAAGCUUCUUUUUCUCGUCUUAUAUUUUUCUUCAAUGUUGAGUUGCAUGAUAAAGAGUUAAGUCUAUU
Molecule: messenger RNA, 1238 nt
Organism: Rubroshorea leprosula
Lineage: Eukaryota; Viridiplantae; Streptophyta; Magnoliopsida; Malvales; Dipterocarpaceae
Source: the annotation of a GenBank genome assembly